GUCCCCAGUCCCCUGGUCACGGACCCUGUAUUUUUUUUUUUUUUUUUUUUUAAAUUUUGGAUCCGUAAACAGAAAUUUCAAUGAUGUUUGGUAAAAGUAAAACCUUGCUUAUUUUUUGUCAUUAGUCCUUUUCUUGUGGUUGGUUGGUUGGUAAGUAGGUUGGUUCAUGGUUGGUAUACUAAUAAGUUUUGGCAAAAUCGCAAAUUGAGGGUAAAGUAAUUUUCUUGAUCGCUACUUUGUACUGGUAGUAGUAGUUGAAGGUAGAUUAGAUAGGAGAAUGGGGGGAUUGGACGAGGACGAGGACUGCUACCACCGCCGCCACGAAGCAUCAUCCGUGGGUAGUUGUAGUAUCGCCAUCCCGCCGCUUCAAACCCUCGAUGAUGGCAGCCGAAGCAGUGGAGUAGAAAUCAUCUCCUUCUCCGAUGUGGUGGACGAUGCCUCCCUCCACUUUCACAUCAUCCGUCUUCACCAGCAGAUAUACGCCUGGAUCGGUUGCAACUCUGCAAAAUUUGGACAUUUAUAUGCUGCUGCUCCUACACGUCCCAGCAAUGCUGUUAGUGUUACUUCUUUAAUUGGAGGAUCUUCUGACAACGCUGGAGCUGGUAUUGCCCGUCGAAUAGUUCUCAAGACUGGUCUUAACGUUGUAUUGGCUUGUAAUCUUCCAAAGAAUAGUCCCUUGCUUGAGGCUGCUGCUGAGAGAAGGUUGGUGCAAAAGCUUGUCAGCCUGGGUUACGCGACACCUAAAUCUGGAGUAUCAUCCUCAACACAAGAAGGCUAACAUUGGCAUCCUCUGGGCAAGUUUUCUCCAGAAGAGAGUUUUCGAGAAACAACAUUUAAGAGGUUUUCGAGAAACAACAUUCGUCACAUUCAUUUCUUAUCAUACAUACGAGCGACGUACAUAACAAAGUCUAUACAAUCAUUUGCAUAUGGCAUGAAACUCACUCAUUCCCUC
Messenger RNA from Coffea arabica (coffee), 952 nucleotides. RefSeq lists its product as uncharacterized. Gene Ontology annotation, biological process: proteasome assembly. NCBI's taxonomy places the organism in Eukaryota, Viridiplantae, Streptophyta, Magnoliopsida, Gentianales, Rubiaceae. The record is from RefSeq and is a predicted model, not a curated record.